Molecule: messenger RNA, 2121 nt
Organism: Melopsittacus undulatus (budgerigar)
Lineage: Eukaryota; Metazoa; Chordata; Aves; Psittaciformes; Psittaculidae
Gene: ABCG2
Product: ATP binding cassette subfamily G member 2 (JR blood group)
Exons: 16
Coding region: 117-2108 (663 amino acids)
Biological process (GO): transmembrane transport
Cellular component (GO): plasma membrane
Molecular function (GO): riboflavin transmembrane transporter activity; efflux transmembrane transporter activity; ABC-type transporter activity
Source: RefSeq, a predicted model, not a curated record
CUGCCUUCCUAUACGCACCGCGCUCUUCUCAUCUCUGCCUCCCCAUUCCUUUCCGCCGCCUCUGCCACUUCCUCAGCAGCCCUGCAGUGCUGACCCAGACCUGUUGCUGAGGAAGAAUGGCAGAAGGCCAGCCACACUUGAGUAUUCAGAUGUCAGACUUGAAUACAAACGGCACCCCCAGCAGAAAGCAGUUCUCUGCAGACUUAGCUGUUAAGGGAGGAAGCAUACUCACUUUCCACAACAUCUCCUACCAUGUGAAGAUGAAGACUGGCUUCCUGUGUUACCAAAAAACAGCUGAUAAAGAAGUUUUGAGAGAUGUCAAUGGCAUCAUGAGACCAGGACUGAAUGCAAUUUUGGGGCCCACUGGCAGUGGUAAAACUUCUCUGCUUGACAUUUUGGCUGCAAGGAAGGAUCCCCAGGGGCUUUCUGGUGACAUUUUGAUCAACGAAGCUCCUCAGCCUGCCAACUUUAAAUGUACCUCUGGAUACGUAGUACAGGAUGAUGUGGUGAUGGGAACCUUGACUGUAAGAGAAAAUCUGAAGUUCUCAGCAGCACUCCGUUUGCCAAAGUCAGUGAAGGAAUGUGAAAAAAAUGAACGAGUGAAUCAGAUCAUCAAGGAACUGGGUUUGAGUAAAGUGGCAGAUUCCAAGGUUGGCACCCAGUUCACUCGCGGGGUGUCAGGAGGAGAGCGCAAAAGGACCAAUAUUGGGAUGGAGCUCAUCAUAGACCCUGACAUAUUGUUUUUGGAUGAGCCAACUACAGGACUUGAUGCCAGCACUGCUAAUGCUGUUCUACUGUUACUGAAAAGGAUGGCAAAACGAGGGAAAACAAUAAUCUUCUCCAUCCACCAGCCUCGGUACUCCAUAUUCCGACUGUUUGACAACCUGACGCUGCUGGCCGCGGGGAGGGUGCUGUACCAUGGCCCCACUCAGCAUGCUAUGGAGUACUUCCAGUCUAUUGGCUACAGGUGUGAGCCAUACAACAAUCCUGCUGACUUUUUCCUGGACAUCAUUAAUGGAGACUCCACUGCAGUGGCACUGAGCAAGACCAAUGAAACUGACACAGCUGAGAGCACUGAAGAAUAUACUGAAUAUGAUAAAACAUUGACUGAGAAGUUAGCAGAAGAAUACUUCAAGUCUGCCUACUACCAGGAAACAAAGGCUGUAUUAGAGAGUAUUUCUUUGGGAAGUGAAAAGAAAACAAAAGCAGUUUUCCAGCAAAUCACAUAUGCCAAUUCCUUCCUUCAUCAGCUGAAAUGGGUGUCUAAGCGCACAUUUAAAAACCUGGUAGGAAACCCUCAAGCUUCCAUAGCUCAGCUGUGUGUUACGGCUCUCCUUGGCCUGGUUAUAGGUGCUAUUUUCUUUGGACUUAAAGAGGACUCUACUGGACUACAGAACAGAGUGGGUGCAAUGUUCUUUCUGACAACCAACCAGUGUUUCAGCAGCAUCUCUGCUAUUGAACUCUUUGUUGUGGAAAAAAAGAUAUUUAUACAUGAAUAUAUCAGUGGAUACUACAGAAUAUCUGCAUACUUCAUCUCAAAACUAAUGGCUGAUUUAAUACCCAUGAGGACAAUACCAAGCAUCAUCUUCUCCUGUAUAAUUUACUUCAUGUUAGGUUUGAAACCAACAGUAGAAGCUUUCUUUACAAUGUUGUUUACCCUUAUGAUGGUGUCCUACACAGCCACUUCUAUGGCACUAGCCAUUGCAGCAGGAGAGAGCAUGGACGCUGUGGCAAACCUGCUCAUGACGAUCACAUUUGUUUUUAUGACUAUUUUCUCUGGGUUGCUGGUCAACCUCAGAAGCAUCCUGUCUUGGCUCUCGUGGCUCAAAUACUUCAGCAUCCCUCGAUAUGGAAUGACAGCUUUACAAAUCAAUGAAUUGACCGGCCUGAACUUUUGCAGCGGCAUCGACAACACAAAUUUAAUCAGCAACAAUAGCUAUCCACAGAUGAGCCAGCUGUCUUGUUUUGGAGAGGACUAUCUGAAAAAUCAAGGCAUUGACACAAGUAGCUGGGGCCUGUGGCAGAACCACCUGGCUCUUGUCUGCAUGACCAUAAUAUUCCUUACCAUCGCAUACCUGAAACUGCACUUCAUGAAGAAGUUUUCUUAAAACCAGAAUGAAA